Messenger RNA from Zingiber officinale, 973 nucleotides. RefSeq lists its product as uncharacterized. The coding region runs from base 131 to 739 and encodes 202 amino acids. The record is from RefSeq and is a predicted model, not a curated record. Lineage: Eukaryota; Viridiplantae; Streptophyta; Magnoliopsida; Zingiberales; Zingiberaceae. The transcript has 5 exons.
AGGAUUGCACAAAUGCCGAAGCCUUUUGGUCUUUCGGCAAAAUAAAGUUCCUUAUCCCGAAUUCAUCCUCGCGCUGAACUCCGAGGCGGAGCGGCAGGAUCGGGCUGCGCAGGGUUGCCGCUCAUCGGCUAUGGAGAAAGGUUCGGUCGCCGGCGGUGUAGGUGGGGGCGCUUCGGGUUCGGGCUCAGCCGGCGACGGAGAUCCGGCGUGGAGUGCGCCCCAGGGAAAAUCCUGCAAAGGCUGUCUGUAUUUCUCCUCGAUCCUCAAAUCCGACUCUCGGAGCCCUAUUUGCAUCGGCCUCACGAGGCCCCUCGAAGAUGUGCCUAGCUACAUUGUGGGAGAAUCUGAGUUGGAAGCCGAUAAAGAAGGUCGAAGCCUCUCAAACUUCAAAUAUGUUUGUGUUGGUUAUUCAGUAUUUGUAAACAGCAAAGAUGGCUCCAUUCAAAAUCAAGAGAAUGCUACUAAAUUGCCUUUCUGUGCUGGUCUUGAGCUAUUAGUGGAUAGAAGGACAUCAACAGAACGUGUGCCUGUUCAUGUGCAGAAUACAGAAGAAGCUCCUACUCACUUCCAACCAGCCAAAGCUAAACCAGAGCAUGCAUCAAGGAGCAACUUCUUCGACAAAUUUACGAGGAGUGCUGGGAUUGUGGCCUUGGGCGUGGGUAGAAACCUUGUUAGAGUGGGUUAUUCCAUCAAGAAUAACUUCGAAGAUAUAUUAUACGAUCGCAAGCGUCCCAAGUAAAGGAUUGCAAUAUGGUAUAUAUCUUAUUGUUAUAGGCCAAUGACCAGAAUUUACUGUCUCCAUGAAACUAUACGAUGGAGACAGAAUGGGUUAGGGAUGACACAAUUCAUCCAAGCCAUUCGGGUUUACUUGUAGGAUAAUUUACUCUUGAAAUUUUCUUUUGCUAUAAUUUUUAUGGAUAAUUAAUUAUGUUCUCUUGAUUUACUGUCAUACUUAAAAUUGGAGUUGCUAGAA